CUCACAUUAUGUGGGCUUCGUCAGCAACUUUGACGUGUUCUUGGAGAGACGACAUCUCUUUGGGUCAGACAGGCUCCACCUGAACAGAGUAGGCGCCUGCAUGCUAUCCGCUAACCUGGCACACGGCGUACAGCAUGCCAAUCUUCCCAUACCCGCACCUAUCCAUUCAGUUCCACCUCUGACCACCAUACACACAACACCGGACUUGGACUACAUAUUCACACCAACACAUCACCCAUUCCCGUAA
Messenger RNA from Xyrichtys novacula (pearly razorfish), 247 nucleotides. The record is from the annotation of a GenBank genome assembly. Lineage: Eukaryota; Metazoa; Chordata; Actinopteri; Labriformes; Labridae.